Molecule: messenger RNA, 1749 nt
Organism: Cucumis sativus (cucumber)
Lineage: Eukaryota; Viridiplantae; Streptophyta; Magnoliopsida; Cucurbitales; Cucurbitaceae
Product: LOB domain-containing protein 36
Exons: 2
Coding region: 494-1423 (309 amino acids)
Source: RefSeq, a predicted model, not a curated record
UUCUUUCUUUCUUUCUUUCUUCUUCUUCUUCUUCUUCUUCUUCUUCUUCUUCUACUUCUUUCUUUCUUGAAACCCCAAAUCUCCCCAUCCAACGGCUCUCAUUCACCCCCCGACGACGCCACAGUUACCACCCUUCUCUUUCUUUAUACAAAUAAAUAAAUAAAUAAAUAAAUAAAUAAUAAUUUUCCUUUUUUCUCUCUAACAAUUUUAAUUUCUUUUUUUGCCUUCUUCAAUCAAUUAAAAUAAAUUUCCUUUUUCUCUCUUUCUGUUCUCCUUCUGUUUGGUAUUGCGAAACUCGAAGAUCGGAUCCAGCGCUUUCUCUCCAAACCCUAAUACCCAAAAACAAAACAGAAAAAAAUUAAACAUAUUCUCCCAAUCUCUUCCUUCUUCUAAUUUCUUCAUUCAUGGACUUCAAUCGCUCCAACACAAUUUAACGCCGUCCGAUUCAUCCCAAAAGAAUUUUGUUUUUGCAGUUGGCUUUUCUUUUUAAAAUAUGUCGUCAUCAAAUUCACCAUGUGCGGCUUGUAAAUUCCUACGAAGAAAAUGCACCCAAGAAUGUGUAUUCGCACCGUAUUUCCCACCAGAUCAGCCACAGAAAUUUGCCAAUGUCCACAAAGUCUUCGGCGCAAGCAACGUAGCCAAACUUCUAAACGAACUCAACGCUACACAACGUGAAGACGCCGUUAAUUCCUUAGCCUACGAAGCCGAAUUCCGUUUACGUGAUCCCGUUUACGGUUGCGUUGGUUUAAUCUCCGUUCUUCAACAUAAACUCAAACAAAUGCAAACCGAUCUCUACAAUGCUAAAAAAGAAUUAGCUUCUUAUAUUGGUCCUCAAGCGAUGCUUCCUAUUCUCCAACCUCAAACCACUCCUUCCCCUUACAAUCAUCAUCUCUCCCCUAUGAUGGGCAUUGCUCCAUCCCCUUCACCUUCCCCUUCCGUUCCCGGUUCCUCGCAACAAAUGAUUAUUCGGGACUCCGCCGUUACCACUCCUGCUCAUCAUCAUCAUCAUCAUUUACAACAACAGCAACAACAAUUGUUUGAGGCACAACAAUUGGCGGCUGCGGUUGCGGCGAGAGAACAGGAAAUGUUUAAAGCUUAUGAACAUAAGCAAAGCCAACAACAACAAAGGCAGCAAGAGCUAUUGAGCUUUAACAACAACAACGUCAACAAUCAAAUGGGUGCUUCUAAUUUGACAUUGGGAACAUUUGUGGAUAAUUCCUAUCAACAAAUUCAACAGCAUGAUCAUCAAAAUUCUUCAUCACAUCCACUACAAGUACAACUGUUUCUUCAACCACAACAAACACAGCAACAGCUUGAACAACAACAUCAUCAUCAUCAUCAAUCUCACAAGCCUGAAUCUACUACACAUGCUGAUGAUGGUAGGAUUAAUAACAACAAUAUUAACAUCGGUCCAUCUUGUUAGUUUUAUUUUCUCUUAAUUUUAGGGAUUGAUUUUGUUUUGUUUUUCUUUUUUUAAUGAUGAUUAUGACAAGACUGUUUCAUGGAUGGGAUUAGUUUUAAAUGGGAGGGAGUAUUAGCAUGCACAGCAGGAAAGAUGCUUUUUGCAUUUAUGAAUUAUCUUUUUUUUUUUUUCAUUUUGUUUUAAUGUUAAACAAAAAAAAAAAACAAAAAAAGAGGAAAAAAAAUACAAAUGUUGCAAUAUUAUUUGGUUUUUGUGGUAAAUGGCUAAUUAAAGUCCCAUUUUUUCUUUUGAGUGAAGGAGGGUGUCCUAUAAAAGGAAUUAUUGUC